AAAUCAAUCCCAGUAAAGCAGCAUCCCUCCUCCGGCUCUCCGUCAAAAAUAUUGAUUCCGCUAUGCGGCGUUUGCAUCGUUGCAAUAACCUGGGCAAUUUAGUAGAACAGAAAUCGGAAUCACGGACUGCACAAGAAUCGACUAAGCUUUCCCUCGACCGUGGCUAGAUCGUUUGGGCCUUGGGGUUAUUCGGUGGGACGAAACCGUUUUUCCCGUUCGUCUCGCCUCGUCUUACCGACCUUAACGUUACUCGCGCGCAAUCACGUAUUCGUGGUUUCUGUCGGUAGUGUAAGCAUCGUCGCCUUCGUUCGCGGGCUUGCGCUACAAUCGCAUCGAGCGACGGCCAGUACGAACAGUGCAUCAGUAGCUGUCGAGGUCGAAUGGUUGGCCUCGUCAACCCUUGAUCUGCGAUCGCGUUCUAUCUUUCUCUCUUCCUCUCUCUUUCCAACGCCGACACCCCGAUCGCGCCGCUCGGUCGCGUGUAAAACGCUAAGGCAGUGACCACGAGAAACGCUGUAAUUCGUUGAAGGACGUGCCAGGAUAACGAAAACAACAUGAGGCGUUCCAUCAUCCUUGUCUUUUGCCUAUUGGUCGUGCUCAGUUUUUAUGGUGUAAACUCGAUGCAAUGUUACCUGUGUAACAGUCACAAUGAUAGUCGAUGUGCCGAUGAUGUGCCACCUGAUGCCCUCAAAAAAGAUUGCUCGGAUCUCAAGAACGGCGCAAAGUAUACUAUGUGCCGAAAAAUUACACAAGUCAUUGAGUUUAGCGUUAAUGGACUUCCACCUGAUACCCGAGUCAUAAGAGGUUGCGGAUGGGACGAGUCGAAUUAUAAAGGAGUGUGUUACCAAAGAAGCGGUUUCGGUGGACGUCAAGAAGUCUGUUCGUGUUUAACAGACUAUUGUAACACGGCGACACCAAACGUUUUAUCAUCGACAUCUCUGAUUCUGUCUUGUGUUCUUGGCAGUGUUCUACUAGUAUACAUUCGUAAUUAAUUAUCAGAAAAUUUCUCAUACUCUCGACCAGUCCACGAAGAGAUACGUUCGAGAUCGUUGGUACCUGCAAGCAGCUUCGACUUCGCAUUUUCUCAUGGAACGGAAGUAAGCCAAAAGUGGAUGAGACGACGCGUUUCAUAGGAAGUACCUCUUACACACUUUCAACGCGGAUAAAUAAAGUGUAUGGGACAAGGAAAACCGUCGUUUCCAAAGCGCGACAUGUCUGCGUAUGUUUAGAACAUUACUGUACAUCUCGUAAAACAAACGCUGGCGAUCUCGAAAUGCUCGAAGGAACGAAGAAAUUCUCAAUGGAAAUAUGUUUUACUUGAAAUUUUAGAGACGCUGCAGUGGCUUCCUCCUGUCCAAUGGUUGAAGAUCAUAGUAGGGAUAGAUUUCCGAAAAGCUCCAGUGACCAAUCGAGGGAAAGUUUGGGAUAUAUCUUGACACUAAAAUUUUAGCUUCGAAUAUUUAUCAGUUUCCGACGUAUCGAUACAAAAUCUUUGCUACGAUGCACCGAAGUUCACUUGCUCGUGUGUAUCUGUAACGGUGUGUAUGCGUCAGCCCCGAUCGUCGUUUAGCUAUUGUAUCCAUUGUAUGUACAUACACGUGGCAACGGCCAGCAACCAAUAUGUAUAACAGCAAUUGGAAAAGUGUCUUAUCUACUUUUGUAUCUAUCAAUCCUGAAUAGCAUCUAUCCCUUUGAACCUACACUCUAUUAAACCUAACCUAAUCGCUGUCUACAUAACACACGUGAUGUACCAAUUCAUUUCCGCUCGAUUCAGAAGAAUAUAUUAUUUAUUCCAAUUAAUCGUGCGUUAUCUAUAUCGGUUAUCGAUUAACGUGAAACGUUUAAGUGGUCGGAAAUUGACGCAUACAUUGCCACGAACAUGCACUUAUGAGCGGAAUUUAAUGUAUAGUGUCUAAACAUUUUUUAUCAGUAAUUUGGAAAUGACCAAAUACUCGAAGCUGAAAUUUCAGACUUUAAAUUUAUUCCCUCUAUCCUCCUUCCUCAAAUUUUAUCUCGUUCGGCCACUGGGUCCUUUCAGAACUGUAAGCCUAUAGUAGUUUUAGAUAAAACGUGCACGCUGUUCCUGUCUGCCUGGACGUUCCUCAAGUGAAAUAUAUCAAGGAGAAAAGUUAAGAUUACCAAUCAUUACUCCUAAUCGUUAGCAAAAUCGUUUAUAGGAGGAUCGUGAAACGCACCACUUCCAAUCGUUGAAAGAAAUAUAUGAAAAAAUAUUUUAUAAAAAAAGAAAAAAGAGAAAAGAAAAAAAUAUCUCUAUCGAUAAGAAUAUCGCUCAAAAUUGUUUAUAUACAUUCUCCACUUGGUGAUAUCCACUUGAAAUUUCGAUAAAAAAGAGAAAAAAUCGUACAGGGAUUCAGGAACGGUUUGACUUUUGGUACUUUUUGCGAUAUGUCGAACAGCUUGGCGAGCACUCCUCGAUCAUGCAUAAUUCUUCUUGAAAAAUCUCCAAUUUAGGUGCUGAAGGUGUGACGACAGUCACGUUGUGUUCACUCGACAAUUUUCUGCGUAGAGCUUAAGAAUGAUAUUACACAUAUAACAAUUACGCAACUGUUGUGACAACCUUCGCGAAAAGACAUCUGUAUGAUAUGUUUUUGUGCGAAGCGAGAAAAAUAUAUCAGGGUUGCCGUUGCGGAAUAAACGAGGUCUGUUAUUUUCCUUUAUCCUAUCGAA
Molecule: messenger RNA, 2688 nt
Organism: Eufriesea mexicana
Lineage: Eukaryota; Metazoa; Arthropoda; Insecta; Hymenoptera; Apidae
Exons: 3
Coding region: 555-992 (145 amino acids)
Biological process (GO): sleep; regulation of synaptic transmission, cholinergic; positive regulation of voltage-gated potassium channel activity
Source: RefSeq, a predicted model, not a curated record